Penicillium waksmanii is the source of this 1128-nucleotide messenger RNA. RefSeq lists its product as uncharacterized. NCBI's taxonomy places the organism in Eukaryota, Fungi, Ascomycota, Eurotiomycetes, Eurotiales, Aspergillaceae. The record is from RefSeq and is a predicted model, not a curated record. The transcript has 3 exons. Bases 1 to 1128 code for a protein of 375 amino acids.
AUGUCGAACUUCGUACACAAAGUCAAGGACGCCAUAACUGACCACGAUAAACCCGUGACUCGCAGUCAGGCUCAUCCCUCCGACGAUCGUACCCACAGCGCAGGAAACCCUUUCACACCCAGCUACAACAAUCGCCAGAACGCUCCCAGAAUGGACAACCCUGUUAAUAGGGACCCUAACUUCAACCGCACGGAUGAUGGUAGUGGUAGUCUUGCUUCCAAUCCCAAGAGCCAGGAUAAUCAGUACACAAACUAUCCAACCAGUACUGUAACGGAGAGCCAGCCCAGCUCUUAUAAUCGCAACACUUCCUCCUCGGUGCCUGAAGAUAGCUCCUCCAGUGCUAGCUCUGACGACAUAAACGCCGGUCCUCACAGUUCAAAGGUUGCCAAUAAAUUGGAUCCGCGCGUUGAUAGUGAUUUAGGCACUGGCACAGGCACCCAGAACCUGAAUCCGAGUAACAUGCAAGCUCAAAAGCAGCAAUCCCAGAAUCAGGGCAUGAAUCCAAGCAACAUGCCAGCUCAAAAGCAGCAAUUCCAGAAUCAGGGCAUGAAUCCAAGCAACAUGCCAGCUCAGCAGCAACAGCAACCUUUCACCCAAGGCCAAGGCCAAGGCCAAGGUCUGGACAACCAUACCUCAACCGAAGACAAUUUCAACAAAUCAACGCAGGAACAUCAUUCCCAGCAGCGUCAACCUGGCUUCAAUAGCAAUCCCAACCUUGGCCAGAUGGGUGAAAACCAGGAAGAAAAUUUCAGCACCUCAACCCAGGAAAAUAAGUCCCAUAAAUCCACUAGCCACGUCGCUCCCUGCACAACCGCGGGAGGCGCUGGUGCUGGUGCUGGUGAGCCGAUGGCUCAGAACACUGCCAAUACCGCUCAGCCUCUCGACAAUUCCGGUUUUGGUGGUAAUGCAGCAGCUGGCGGUAGUAGUAAUUUGAACAUGGGCGCGGGCGCGGGCGCGCCGCAAGAUCUACAAGGAAAAGCACAAGCACUAGGACAAGGACAAGGACAAGGACUAGGACACGGACAAGGACAGGGAGAGUAUACGACUCCACGUCAGAAAUUCAAUGCCGACGCCAAUCGUCCGGCUCAGCAGGAAAGUAUUUCUCGUGAUCAGCGCGGUGGAUUCUAG